AUCCUGAAGAAUCACUUGUUUAUAGUCUCGUGUGUUGGUGAGUUUUGCGGCUUUCGAAUCAUUGCACUACAAACGAAUAUUUAUCCAGCAACCGAUCAUACAUUUUCUAGUUGCACACCAAUGCAGUUGUAUAAACUCAUUAUUAUUCGAAAAGGUGGAUUUUAAUAAAAUAAUCAUCAGUAUGGUUCUUUGGAAUAAAAUAGUUUUAUUUUUGAUAUCGCUGUGUAUGGUUGCGUUGUGCGAUUCGGCAUUUCAAAAACCAUUGGACCCCUUCACAUUACUCAGAUACGACAAACGGACGCCCGAGGACCAGCCACCGAACAACGAAAAGAACAUAUCUGUCGAAUUCGACGAAUACCCGGUGAUUGUGCCAAAAAGGACUGCACUAUUGCUGGAUAGACUAAUGGUGGCAUUACAAAAAGCUGUAGACGGAAAUAAUUCUGGAAAUAUGAAAGGAUAUUACCCAGAAAGAUCAAUUCCUAUUAGCGGAGCUCCUAGACCAAGCCCCGGAAUGGAACUACAGAGACGAAAUCAACAAAAGGGACGACUAUACUGGAGGUGUUAUUUCAACGCUGUGUCCUGUUUUAAAUAGAAAAAAUAAAAUCUGUAAACUAUUUAUAAUUUUUUUUUAUCAUAAUCAAUGUCAGUUGAGAAUAUUAUACCACCCUCAUCUUCA
Messenger RNA from Metopolophium dirhodum (rose-grain aphid), 676 nucleotides. RefSeq lists its product as uncharacterized. NCBI's taxonomy places the organism in Eukaryota, Metazoa, Arthropoda, Insecta, Hemiptera, Aphididae. The transcript is spliced from 4 exons. Bases 182 to 592 code for a protein of 136 amino acids. The record is from RefSeq and is a predicted model, not a curated record.